CUCUCUCUCACACACACACACACAGACACACACACACACACACAGCAGGAAAAUGGCAGAAGCCAGUAUUUCAGUAAAUCAGGAUCAGUUCAUCUGUGCAGUGUGUCUGGAUCUCCUGAAGGAUCCUGUAGCUAUUCCUUGUGGUCACAGUUACUGUAAGGUGUGUAUUAAUAGCUGCUGGAAUCAGGAGGACAUGAAGAGCAUCUACAGCUGCCCCCAGUGUAGAGAAACUUUCACUCCGAGGCCUGUUCUACGCAGGAACAACAUGCUGGCUGAAGUGGUGGAGAAACUGAAGAAGACUGAACUCCAAGCUGCUUCUCCUGCUCACUGUUACACUGGACCUGCAGAUGUGGACUGUGAUUUCUGCACUGAGGGAAAACACAAAGCUGUCAAGUCCUGUCUGGUGUGUCUGGCCUCGUAUUGUGAAGAACAUCUUAAACCUCACUAUCAGUCUCAGGCUUUUAAGAAGCACAAAUUAGUUGAAGCCUGUGUAGAUCUCCAAGAGAAGAUCUGCUCUCAGCACAACAAACUGAUGGAGAUCUACUGCCGUACUGACCAAAGCUUCAUCUGUUACUUGUGUAUGAUGGAUAAACAUAAAGGCCAUGAUACAGUUUCAACUACUGCAGAAAGAAGUAAAAAACAGAAUGAACUAAAGGAGGAGCAGAUUAAAUCCCAGCAGAGGAUCCAGGAGAAGCAGAAGAAGGUGCAGGAGCUGAAACAGACUGUUGAUACUAUAAAGAAGCGUUCACAGGCAGCAGUAGAUGAUAAUGAGAAGAUCUUUAAUGAGGUGAUCAGCUCCCUGGUGAAAAGGUGCUCGGAGGUGACGGAGCUGAUCAGAUUUCAGGAAAAAGCUGAUCUGAGUCGAGCUGAACAACACCUGAAACAUCUGGAGCAGGAGAUCACUGAUCUUCAGAGGAGAGUCAGUGAUCUGGAGCAGCUUUCACACACACCUGAUCACAUCCACUUCCUCCGGAGUUUCCCGUCUCUCUGUGUUUCUCCUGGAUGUGACGACUCACCCAGCUUCACUGUCAACCAACAUCUCUCAUUUGAUGGAGUGAGGAAAUCUGUCUCAGAUCUGAAAAAACGAGUCGAGGAGAUCUGUCAGGAGGAAUUCAACAAAAUCCGUCCACAAGCUGCAGCAGUUCAGAUGAUUUUCUCAAAACCAAAGAGCAGAGCAGAUUUUCUGCAGUAUUUCUGUUAUCUGACUCUGGAUCCCAACACAGCACAUCCUCAACUCAUUCUGUCUGAGAAGAACAGAGUCGUGACACGCAGUGAUACAAAACAGCGAUACUCUGAUCAUCCAGAGAGAUUUGACUCCUGGUCUCAGGUGUUGUGUAAAGAGAGUGUGUGUGGACGCUGUUACUGGGAGGUGAAGUGGAGCAGUGUUGUGUACAUAUCAGUCUCAUAUAAAGAGAUCAGCAGGAAAGGAGAAGGUGAUGAGUGUGGGUUUGGAUGCAACAGUCAGUCCUGGAGUCUGGUGUGUUCUUCUUCCUCUGUCUCUUUCUGGCACAACAACAUUAAAACUGCACUCCGAGGUCCAGCGUCCUCCAGAAUAGGAGUGUAUGUCGAUCACAGUGCAGGAACUCUGUCCUUCUACAGCAUCUCUGAUACGAUGAGGCUCCUCCACAGAGUCCAAACCACAUUCACUCAACCUCUAUACGCUGGAUUCUGGAUGGGUUAUAACACAGUUAUGAGGUUUUGUGAUUGAAAAUGAACUGCAUGUAAAAGUGUUUAAUAAAAUUAUAACUGAGGAGUCAGAUUUCAUUUCUCCCUGAACUUCAGUAAUUCUGUUUGCAGAAUAUGUAGAAUGUAGGAUGUUUCUAGAAUGAAGGUAAAGCUACAGAGAUGUUUCCAGGCCGCGUUCCUCAUGAUUGUGAUAAAUGUUUAAAAUAACAGCGAGAGAGAGAGAGAGAGAGAGAGAGAGAGAGAAAAAAUGAAUAAAAUGAAGGACAAUAUUCAGGAGACUGCUGAAGUAGUGACUCUCAUGCCAAAGCUUCUCGACUUUACCUUUAUUUUAUUUUAUUUUAUUUGCUUCUGAUUAACUCGUGAUGAUCUGUGACAAGCAGAAUAGACUGGGGUGUCCUAAUACUUUUGGUCUAACUUUUAUGAUGAUUUUUUAUGACGAUUGUAUGAAUCAUUUGUUUGUGUCAAAACAGAAUCUAUGUUCAAGUCAAAUUCAUAACAAAAAGUUUAGCUUCAAUUUCCUAAUAUUUUUUGGUAAUUUUAAAUGUAUGUAUCUGUAUGUUUUUAUUUUAUUUCUAUUUGUUUGUUUAUUUACGGACAAUACGCUAGAAAUUAUUACACACUGAUGUCAUGUACAUAGUGCAUGUAGCAUAAAGCUGGUUUGUGGCUUUCGUCCCUCGUUAGACUUUUACAUAAAGACAAAACAACCGAACAAUCACAAAAAAACAAAACAAGUACAAAUAAACGAGUGAAUAUAAAUUAGUGCUGCAACUAACGAUUAUUUUUCUGAUUAAUCGGAUAAAAAAAAAUGUGAAUAAGCCGUUUUUCUGAUCAUAAAUAUAUAAAACUCUAAUUCAGGGUGUUUAUGUAUAAAAGUGCACUUUAAAAAAUGCAAAAGCCACAUAUUGAGUUUAACUACCUUUAUUUUGGACAUUAUAAUGUUUAUAGAAGCUGCUUGUGGAGGAGUGAAUGCGUGAUUUCACCUUUAAACAAAUUCACUCAUGUUGGAUUGUUUCUUUCUGUAAAAAAUAAAUAAAUAAAGCAUUCAAUUAUGCAAGAU
Silurus meridionalis is the source of this 2743-nucleotide messenger RNA. RefSeq names its product E3 ubiquitin/ISG15 ligase TRIM25-like. The record is from RefSeq and is a predicted model, not a curated record. Gene Ontology annotation, molecular function: protein binding; zinc ion binding. NCBI's taxonomy places the organism in Eukaryota, Metazoa, Chordata, Actinopteri, Siluriformes, Siluridae. The transcript is spliced from 6 exons. Bases 53 to 1708 code for a protein of 551 amino acids.